CACAUACUUUUUCCUGCCUCUUUCAGGGGUGGACUGGAGAGCAGUGACAACAGUGCAGGAUCCCUCGGGACAGAGGGGGAGACCUCGUCUGUCACAUUCUCUAGCUUUUUCUCUCAGCAAAAGAGAAGCAUUUCUCCCAGAGGCUGGGGCCACUCGCUACGAGCCAAGGGCCACACAAUGCAGGAAAAUGCCUGCAGCGGAGAGAGCCAGAUGGAAAGCGUGUCAGACUCGUCCGAGUCUCCUGAGGCGUGUCCGCUGACCUGCAUGGAGCCCUUCACCGUCCGCAGGCUCUCUUGUCGCAGCGUGCAGCUGCCCCCACUGGCCUUCCGACAGGCUGAACAGUACUACUGCGAGAAGAGGCAGGAGACGGAGACAGCACAACCCAGACCCACCAGCCUCCCUCUGAGAACUCCUCCUCUCAUCGCCAUCACCUCCGCAGAGAGCAGCAGUUUUGAUGUGGAUAAUGGCACGUCAUCGGGACGCAGUCCGCUGGACCCUAUGGCCAGUCCGGGCUCGGGCCUCAUCCUGCAGGCCAACUUCGUCCACAGCCAGCGGAGGGAGUCCUUUUUGUACCGGUCAGACAGUGACUAUGACCUCUCACCAAAGUCUAUGUCCAGGAACUCCUCCAUCGCCAGCGACAUACAUGGAGAUGACAUGAUUGUUACCCCUUUUGCACAGGUCCUGGCUAGCUUAAGAACUGUACGGAAUAAUUUUUCAGCACUGACAAAUGUACAACAAGAAAGAUCGUCCAACAAGAGAUCACCCAUGUGUAACCCUCCACCCAUCACAAAGACCUCCUACACAGAGGAAGCCUACCAGAAGCUGGCCACCGAGACGCUGGAGGAGCUGGACUGGUGUCUGGACCAGCUGGAGACCCUGCAGACCAGACACUCGGUCAGCGAGAUGGCCUCCAACAAGUUUAAGAGGAUGUUGAACAGAGAGCUGACCCACCUGUCUGAGAUGAGCCGCUCUGGAAACCAGGUGUCCGAGUUCAUCUCCAACACUUUCUUAGACAAACAGCAUGAGGUGGAGAUGCCGUCUCCUCAGACGCAAAAGGACAAGGAGAAGAAGAAGAGGCCAAUGUCCCAAAUUAGCGGUGUGAAGAAGCUGACACACAGCUCCAGCCUCUCCAACUCAAACAUCCCUCGCUUUGGAGUCAAGACUGACACAGAGGAAGCACUGGCCAAGGAGCUUGAAGAUGUGAACAAAUGGGGCCUUAAUGUUUUCAAAGUCACAGAGUUCUCUGGCAACAGACCUUUAACAGUUAUGAUGUACACGAUAUUCCAGGAGAGAGACUUACUAAAAACGUUCAAAAUUCCACUCGAUACCUUUAUAACGUAUCUGAUGACCUUAGAAGACCAUUACCAUAGUGAUGUUGCCUAUCACAACAACAUCCAUGCUGCCGAUGUCACUCAGUCCACUCACGUGCUGCUAUCCAGUCCGGCUCUUGAGGCUGUUUUUACAGAUCUGGAGAUUCUUGCUGCCAUUUUUGCCAGUGCGAUUCAUGAUGUCGAUCAUCCUGGUGUCUCCAACCAGUUCCUCAUUAACACUAACUCUGAGCUGGCUCUUAUGUAUAAUGACUCGUCUGUGUUGGAGAACCAUCACCUGGCAGUAGGUUUUAAGCUGCUGCAGGAGGAAAACUGUGACAUCUUCCAGAAUCUCACCAAGAAACAGAGACAGUCGCUGCGCAAGAUGGUCAUUGACAUUGUUCUGGCUACAGAUAUGUCAAAACACAUGAAUUUGCUAGCAGAUCUAAAAACGAUGGUGGAGACCAAAAAAGUGACCAGCUCUGGAGUUCUACUGCUGGACAAUUACUCAGACAGGAUACAGGUGCUGCAGAACAUGGUGCACUGUGCUGACCUCAGUAACCCUACAAAGCCCCUGCAGCUGUACCGUCAGUGGACAGACCGCAUUAUGGAGGAGUUCUUCAGCCAGGGUGACCGGGAGAGGGAGCGGGGUAUGGAGAUCAGCCCCAUGUGCGACAAACACAAUGCUUCAGUAGAGAAGUCCCAGGUGGGCUUUAUCGACUACAUCGUCCACCCCUUGUGGGAAACGUGGGCUGACCUGGUCCACCCGGAUGCCCAGGACAUCCUGGACACACUGGAGGACAACAGGGAGUGGUACCAGAGCACCAUCCCCCAAAGCCCAUCGCCCGCCCUGGACACCAGCGCUGAGGGCCGCCGCACCGCCGGUCAGGACAAGUUCCAGUUCGAGCUGACGCUGGAGGAGGACGGAGAGUCGGACACGGAGAAGGACAGCGGCAGCCCUCCGGACGAGGAGGAUGAGGAUGAGGAAGAGGAGGAGGAGGACGAGGAGGAGAACAGCUGCAGUGACUCUAAAACCCUUUGCACACAGGACUCGGAGUGUACCGAGAUCCCUCUGGACGAACAGGUGGCAGAGGGAGAGGAGGUGGGAGAGGAACAGAGGGAGGAGGAGGAAGAGGGUGAAAUAUCAGAACCCUGCGUUUUAGAGGAGGAAGAGGAGGAGGAGGAGGAGGAAGAGCAGGACACUGCCAAUACGUAACACAGUAUGAGAUAGCACCUGGACUUCUUUUAUACUAGAGAUGAGAGCCACUUAUUUAUGGUUAAGCUGUAGGGUUUCUUUUGUUUUUAACAUUAUUUUUUUUUUUUGUGGUCUAUGUUAUGUACUGUACAUCCUUGUCCAAAAGUGUACAUUCAUUUUGCUCAUCAUCGUCAUCUUUUCUUGCUGUUUUUACUUUUCAUUUUCUGAACUUUUAGUCAUCACUAGUGCCGUUUGAACCAUUUUUGCACUCAGGAAAGUCUUUUCCACUCACUCAUUCACUCACAAAAGAGACAGACAAAAGGACUUGCACUCAUCUUUCAUUACAUUUUUAAGUACUGUCGAUUGUCAGUGUUUCAGUUUUGUUGACUGAAACAGUUUUUGAGUAUUUGAAAGAGCGAUUAAUGUAGAUUGCAGGAUAGUUUGCAAAAAAAAAGCAACCUUACCAUCAAACCAUCUGUUUUCUCACCACAUUUGAUUUGAUGGACGCUUGAUUGCAUGGAGACACAUGCGGCUGGUAGACGUUUACUACUCACUCAGAAGGUUAUUUCUUCCUUUAAGUCUUUCAAAUGCUUUAUGUGUUCUGUGAUUUUGAGUGUUUGAAUCAUGCAGCGCAUAGCGUAGAUUGACUCAUUACCAAAGUGAAUAGAAAUGACUCAUGGCACAAGCAAAUCAAGCUGAAACAAAAUUGCAGUCGGUAACUGCCAAAGAUUUUUUUGAGUCAGUGGCACAUGGUGUAAGAAGAAACUCUUUUUUUUUCAUUACUCAAUGGAAAGCGUUCUCUGUUUGGUUAUUUUUCAGUUUUUUAUUUUUUAACUGACCCUACCCUUUUUAAAAUGUCUCAUUUUUAUAAAAAACGUUUUUCAGCAUUGCUUAAACCAGCCUUAAAGAUUUUGUUGCCUGGCAAAAAUGUGAACUCAGUUUUUGCAGUGGAUUAAAACAGAGUCUUGCUACACCUCCAGACCUCCAGUGAUGUAAAACUAUGAAGUGCUCACAAAUAGAAUGAUAGCGCUUUGCAAGCUCAUGUUGUUGGAUCUUUUGGCAGGCUUAAAUGUCCUCUUUUGGCUCUUUUUUAUGUUUUAGAAAUCACUGGUGCCAAGACACACUAUCCAUAUGUAGACUCGUAUAACCAGCUUCUGUCUGAUUUUUCCUUCGCUUUAUCUUUUUUUAAACCUGUCAAUCAGUAUUCUCAAAGAAACCGUGGGGGCAGUUGAGCUAACAACACAAAUCAGAAGCAUAUGUAAUUUAAACACUACAACAAAACAAAGACGUCUCAGCUCAAAUCAGUAGGACGGUUUGUUGAUAGCUGGUUGUACGAGGCUAAGACUAAAGGCUAGUAAGUCAGAAAGCGUAUAUGUUUGUGUUAUAGAGUCUCCAUGUCUCUGUUUCUGUUCUUCACCCCUGAAUCUGUUUUAAAAUGCUCAUAGGACAAUCAGCUUUACUGUAAAGCCUCAUUAAGGGUCUGCUAGAUCUACUGUAAUCCUUAUUUUGCUGCGCACAUUCUUUAUGUGACCCGUCAUCUUCACUUUGCCAAACUUUUGCACUCAUUUGGAUUUGAGCAGUGUUGUACACAUCUCUGCCAAACGACCUGCUGCACCAGUAUACCUGUUAAAGCUUAUUUAUUAUUUCGGUAACAUUUCAAUGUAGGGGACAUCAUAAUGUCCUUGUAAUGUGCUUUACAAGCCAGUAGUUGGCUAUUAAUUAGCUGUUUAUUAAUACUUUAUUACGCAGUAACUAGUACAAAUUAAACCUUUUGCAGAGCACUUUAAUUUGCGUAUUAUACAAAAUAAGCUUUUGCACAAUAUUUUAGAUGUCCAUUAUUAUGCCCUUAUUAAGCUUUAUCAAACCAAAAGCUGGUAAUAUGUUCAGCCAAUAACUACUAAUUAACUGGCUGCCUAUUACUAUGUUAUUUAGGAUUAACUUUGGUGAAUUAAGCACGUCCUUUUUGCUUCUUAUUAGGUCUUACUGGGACUGAAGACCAACGAAAACUAAAGAUUUGAAAUUUCUUUAUUGUUCAGUUCACAUGUAUUAUAGAUGAUAGAUAUCAUAAUUAUAAAUAAUCAAAUAAAUAAUUUGUCUAUCAACCCGUCUUUUGGAAGCAAUGGCUAAUUACCAGUAAUGGUUAAUUACCAACUACUGGCCUGAUGAGGCUUAUUCAGAGCUCUGGAAAUGCUUAAUUCACCCAUUACUGCUUAACAGUGUAGUAAUUAUCAACCACUGGUUUAUUAAGGUUUAAUAAGUGCAAUAUAAGGGCUUUAUAAUGUCCCCUUAUUCCAAAGUGUUACCAUUAUGUGUUGUAUUUGGGUCUUGUUGAUGUGCUUGUAGCAGAUUGAAGUAUUUUAGUCAAACCGUAGCUUCAGAAUUGCAGGCUUAUGAGUGAGUGAGCAUACCUAAGAAUAAUUUGAUUAUGUAUGCAGUUAUUAUAUGUAAUCAAAUGACAGAUGGAAUCCCUGCCUUUUUAAACGUUCCUUGCUUUUUGUUGUUUGUUUUUUUCUCAUUGCCAAGUUUCUUUCUUCCCGCUUCACUCAUUCUCACCCAGUCACCUUACUUUUAGUGGUUCAUCAUUUCUCUCUGUUUACAAACAUGUAUUUAUUGUGCUGUACAGUACAUAUUGUUGUUCUUACCAUGUUGUAAAUUAUUAUAUCAUCCCUAAUGGUGAUGGUGUUGCUGUAUUAUGGAACUCUUAUUGAGAGAAUGUUUAUUACUCUUAUUCAGUAUCUAAACGAAACCCAUUUAUAAAACAUCUCCUAAGAGAUUGUUUUGUGUGGAAAAAGGUGGAGAAAUCCAAAAUUGUUGUCAUUUAUUUUUUUUUAUUUUCUUUCUUUAAAGAGAACAGCAGUCCCUUGGCCCGAGGGUUGUGCCUUAAAGAACCUUUUCAUUUUGAUUUUUUAUCUUCUUGCUGCACUAGAAAAAACUACUGGCUGGAAAUUGAUGUUUUUUUUAUUUCUGUUUUUUUUUUCCUUCAUUUAAAUGUGAGGGAUAAAUAUUCCAACUAAGAACAGACCAUAUGUGUAGAUGCAAGUUGUGGACCUCAUGUUAGUGGUUGAAACAGGCCAGUAUGAGGGGCAUUGAGGGGGUUGGUAUCUGAAGAUGUCUUGUGCUACAGACUUCAGACUGUAAUGCUCCAAAUAGGUGCGUAUUUCUUUUUUAACCUGGCAUGUUUAUGCAACGUGAUUUUGAGCUGCUCGUAAGAUACAAUGAGCGUGGGCCAAAGCAGAACUGAAAAGAUCUAGCUCUGUGUGAACUGUUUUAUGUUUAGACUGUAAGGAAAGAGCAUGUUUGACUGCCUGUCUAAAUGCAGCAGAUGAGUCUCCAUCUUGUCUCAGCCUGUAUUGCAUUAGUUGGACUGAAAAGAAUCAUGCUAGAACAUCACAAUCUACACUGUCUUUACUAGCAUCUGUGCAACAUGCAAUAUGGAGAAAAAAAGAAAACACAUUUCCAUUGGGGACAGUAGGCUUUUUUAUUUUGAGUAAAGGGAUGGAAUGUCUUUAUGAACUCCAAUCCUACAGUGGAGACGAAUUUCGACACAUAUACUGUAGAUUCCUAAUUGCCCUAAAUGGAUAGAAUCGGUGGCUCUUUUCCUUUUCAUGUCAUCUUUUUACAUCAUCAGAAGAAUUAUUUAGGGAUAACUAUUUUUUUGUUAUGUGACUUGAAUGCCAACUUGUCUGGUGGUUUCACGAGACAAUGUAGUUGUUUAAUGGAUUCUUUAUUUAUGGCAGUCUAUUGGAUAGAACUGUAGAAAAUAAACCUUCUGUAAGAAAAGAAAAAAAGAUAAAAAUCAAAUAAAAAAUGUUUUAUAUGCACCAGAAUAAACAAAAGCAUGGGUUGA
Messenger RNA from Colossoma macropomum (tambaqui), 6349 nucleotides. It is a transcript of the gene pde4d, whose product is annotated as phosphodiesterase 4D, cAMP-specific. The record is from RefSeq and is a predicted model, not a curated record. Gene Ontology annotation, biological process: signal transduction. NCBI's taxonomy places the organism in Eukaryota, Metazoa, Chordata, Actinopteri, Characiformes, Serrasalmidae. The coding region runs from base 178 to 2523 and encodes 781 amino acids. Gene Ontology annotation, molecular function: 3',5'-cyclic-AMP phosphodiesterase activity. Gene Ontology annotation, cellular component: cytosol; nucleus; perinuclear region of cytoplasm. The transcript has 17 exons.